CACUCAUUACAUCUUUUGCCCAGAUGAUAGAGCUCGAAAUCCCCCCGGGGUUGUUCACGGAAUGAGCCGCUCUGUUAUGCUGUGAGCCGUGGUAUUAAUAAGCCACUCCUCACUAGAUGUGGGGGUUCCACAACGCUUCCUCCACCCGUCACCACAGCAGCGGAUAGGAUUUAGGUUGAAUAUUCCAAAUAGCCAAUUAUGACAGUUAAUUUCAAAUGAGAUGACUUCGAACUACACGUGAAAACAAUACUACUUUAUAUCACGACUCAUGCCAUCCGUGUAUGUAAUCAAAGCCUUCUAAGUCUUGAUUUGUCCUUACAAAGACGAACGGUAGAGUGAAUAUCAACAUUUGCCAAACAGGAGUUAGUGAAAGUCUGAAAGGGAAAGCCUAGUUAGGUUUUAUCUUAGAAGUGAUUUUUAAAAAGAGACACGCAGAUAAGCUCGAGCUUUCUGGAGCCGAUUCCUAAGGCCUUGCAGGUGUUAAGGGGAUCGAGAAUUGGCUGCAGGUUCCUCGGAAGUCUGCGCCGAUUCGGAGGGCCACCUGGCCACCUCUGACUUUCUGAUCUAGGGUGCAUCCCCCAGUCCCGGUCGACAAAGGUUUGCCUGCAAUGAGAUUUCAUUCUCUACAUUUAAAGGACAUCCUUUCUGAGCUGCUGUGAAUAAAUUUGGAAUGGUACUGUGUAUUUUCAUCUAAUGGAGAACUAGCUGUACUUUGAAUAAGGAUUGCUGCACUGGACGACUUUAGAACAUCCCUCACAAUGUCGUCAACCCGGAGCCAGAACCCCCAUGGCCUGAAGCAGAUUGGCCUAGACCAGAUCUGGGACGACCUCAGAGCCGGCAUCCAGCAGGUGUACACGCGGCAGAGCAUGGCCAAGUCCAGAUAUAUGGAGCUCUACACUCAUGUUUAUAACUACUGUACUAGUGUUCACCAGUCAAACCAAGCACGAGGAGCUGGAGUUCCUCCUUCUAAGUCGAAAAAGGGGCAGACACCUGGAGGAGCUCAGUUUGUUGGCCUGGAAUUGUAUAAACGACUUAAGGAAUUUUUGAAGAAUUACUUGACAAAUCUUCUUAAGGAUGGAGAAGAUUUGAUGGAUGAGAGUGUACUGAAAUUCUAUACUCAACAAUGGGAAGAUUAUCGAUUUUCAAGCAAAGUACUGAAUGGAAUUUGUGCCUACCUCAAUAGACAUUGGGUUCGCCGUGAAUGUGACGAAGGACGAAAAGGAAUAUAUGAAAUCUAUUCACUUGCAUUGGUGACUUGGAGAGACUGUCUGUUCAGGCCACUGAAUAAACAGGUAACAAAUGCUGUUUUAAAGCUGAUUGAAAAGGAAAGGAAUGGUGAAACCAUCAAUACAAGAUUGAUUAGUGGAGUUGUACAGUCUUACGUGGAAUUGGGGCUGAAUGAAGAUGAUGCAUUUGCAAAGGGCCCUACGUUAACAGUGUAUAAAGAAUCCUUUGAAUCUCAAUUUUUGGCUGACACAGAGAGAUUUUAUACCAGAGAGAGUACUGAAUUCUUGCAGCAGAACCCAGUUACUGAAUAUAUGAAAAAGGCAGAGGCUCGUCUGCUUGAGGAACAACGAAGAGUUCAGGUUUACCUUCAUGAAAGCACACAAGAUGAAUUAGCAAGGAAAUGUGAACAAGUCCUCAUCGAAAAACACUUGGAAAUUUUCCACACAGAAUUUCAGAAUUUAUUGGAUGCUGACAAAAAUGAAGAUUUGGGACGCAUGUAUAAUCUUGUAUCUAGAAUCCAGGAUGGCCUAGGAGAAUUGAAAAAACUGUUGGAGACACACAUUCAUAAUCAGGGUCUUGCAGCCAUUGAAAAGUGUGGAGAAGCCGCUUUAAAUGACCCCAAAAUGUAUGUACAGACAGUGCUUGAUGUUCAUAAAAAAUACAAUGCCCUGGUAAUGUCUGCAUUCAACAAUGACGCUGGCUUUGUGGCUGCUCUCGAUAAGGCUUGUGGUCGCUUCAUAAACAACAAUGCGGUUACCAAGAUGGCCCAGUCAUCCAGUAAAUCCCCUGAGUUGCUGGCUCGAUACUGUGACUCCUUGUUGAAGAAAAGUUCCAAGAACCCAGAGGAGGCGGAACUAGAAGACACACUCAAUCAAGUGAUGGUUGUCUUCAAGUACAUAGAAGACAAAGACGUAUUUCAGAAGUUCUAUGCGAAGAUGCUCGCCAAGAGGCUCGUCCACCAGAAUAGCGCGAGUGACGAUGCUGAAGCCAGCAUGAUCUCCAAGUUAAAGCAAGCUUGCGGGUUCGAGUACACCUCUAAACUUCAGCGCAUGUUCCAAGACAUUGGCGUGAGCAAAGAUCUGAACGAGCAGUUCAAAAAGCACUUGACAAAUUCUGAACCCCUAGACUUGGACUUCAGCAUUCAAGUGCUGAGCUCGGGGUCCUGGCCCUUCCAGCAGUCGUGUACGUUCGCCUUGCCGUCAGAGUUGGAACGUAGUUAUCAGCGAUUCACAGCUUUCUACGCCAGCCGCCACAGUGGCCGAAAAUUGACGUGGUUAUAUCAGUUGUCUAAAGGAGAAUUGGUAACUAACUGCUUCAAAAACAGAUAUACUUUGCAGGCAUCUACAUUCCAGAUGGCCAUCCUGCUCCAGUACAACACGGAAGAUGCCUACACUGUGCAGCAGCUGACCGACAGCACCCAGAUUAAAAUGGACAUUUUGGCACAAGUCCUACAGAUUUUAUUAAAGUCAAAGUUACUGGUCUUGGAAGAUGAAAAUGCAAAUGUCGAUGAAGUGGAAUUGAAGCCAGAUACCUUAAUAAAAUUAUAUCUUGGUUAUAAAAAUAAGAAAUUAAGGGUUAACAUCAAUGUGCCAAUGAAAACCGAACAGAAGCAGGAACAAGAAACCACACACAAAAAUAUCGAGGAAGACCGCAAACUACUGAUUCAGGCGGCCAUCGUGAGAAUCAUGAAGAUGAGGAAGGUUCUGAAACACCAGCAGUUACUUGGCGAGGUCCUCACUCAGCUGUCCUCCAGGUUCAAACCUCGGGUCCCUGUGAUCAAGAAAUGCAUUGACAUUCUAAUUGAGAAAGAAUAUUUGGAGCGAGUUGAUGGUGAAAAGGACACCUACAGUUACUUGGCUUAACCCUUCUGGAAGGGUCUGACUGUGUGACCCGCGGCAAAUAGUUCAUGUUGGAAAGAAUGAAAACAACUCAAGUUCAUAGCAAGCCAGCCUGCCGCCAUUGGACCUCCCUUUUUAAAACUGAGACCAAGACUCCCAUCAGCUGGUCUCGGAUUUACAUCGGAACUGCUCAGGAUUGAUACAUUUCAAGUCUGUAAAUACGGACACCAACGCCAUUUACCCUAAUUUAAGAACAGCGGGGACUGACCCUCCAUGCCGAGGGCUGCAUGCUACCGCAUCUACGUCAAUACAUGGGCUCCCCGAUUCACAGCUGUCGCCUUGGCAGCACUUGUCACGUUGGCAGCACUUUGAGAGCAAGUGUGAAUGGACCCACAUGUAAUCUGCUAUGAAAACCAUUUGUAUAGUGUGUUUCAUUUUUUAAUGUGUGAAAAUAAAGAAAAUUAAAGGAUUUCUGUACAAGUCGCA
Cercocebus atys (sooty mangabey) is the source of this 3551-nucleotide messenger RNA. It is a transcript of the gene CUL1, whose product is annotated as cullin 1. The transcript is spliced from 22 exons. Gene Ontology annotation, cellular component: SCF ubiquitin ligase complex. NCBI's taxonomy places the organism in Eukaryota, Metazoa, Chordata, Mammalia, Primates, Cercopithecidae. The coding region runs from base 759 to 3089 and encodes 776 amino acids. Gene Ontology annotation, biological process: SCF-dependent proteasomal ubiquitin-dependent protein catabolic process; protein ubiquitination. The record is from RefSeq and is a predicted model, not a curated record. Gene Ontology annotation, molecular function: ubiquitin protein ligase binding.